This is a messenger RNA of Periconia digitata, 2666 nucleotides long. The record is from the annotation of a GenBank genome assembly. Lineage: Eukaryota; Fungi; Ascomycota; Dothideomycetes; Pleosporales; Periconiaceae.
CACCACAGCGGUUCUCAUUAUUAGACAGUCUGGAGGAAGGACCCGCCCGUCGUCAGCCGUGUGUUCGUAACUUGCAUCGUGUACGGGCCGCGCUUCUAGGGGUAUUUUCAUCUCGUUCUUCGCGUCUGUCACGCCGAAACAUGGCCGUGACUAGUAUACCGUACUCUAUCUACCAAACAUGUACGCAUCUCACUACACAACACGGCCAGUCUGUUGCUCAUUUCACGAUUCCAGGUUGGAUUCAUGGGCCACAUGUCCAGCGCGGGCAUGACAAUGCAAUAAAUAAUAAAUACAUCGUCCACCAUGCAAUCCUACAUGGCACACCGUGCUCUUGCGGCGGAUGGGCAGCGCAUUUCUCUUCUUCGGACCCCGGUGAGUUUCCGGCGGCGUGUGACCACGACUCGGUCUGAGCACCCACAGCGUCGCCAUGCGGCCCUGCAACUAAGGGACGGGACAGGGUUCUGUGGCAUGUUUCUGCUUCCCUAUUGCUGACCCGGUACAGUGGGCAUCCCCUUUAGGUGUGGCAGCCUCCAAAACACCCCGGCUCUAUUCCCAUCUUGACCUGCUACGUCUACACUGCGACUACUCGGGACCGCCAAUCCAGAAGAGGGACUCAUCAUUUAUCUCACCCACUUCUCCUCGUCUCACUUUCGAUUUUUGUUCCGGACUCCACUCUUUCCACCACGUGCUUGCUCCUUGCCGGCCUCCAUAGCUAUCGCGAAACGGUCCCUCUCCGGUUACUCAUCAUCCCCAUCAUCGCCCUCCAUCACCGACAUGCCCGACGUUUAGAACAACCCACCUAAUAAUCUGCUUAAUACCACAAACACCGGAGAACCUGUCUGCUCUCUCGCAUUCAAUUCUGGUCCCUCUCUCACAUCACUACCGGCGAUAGUCUCGUCCACCGACUCAAUAUGCCGUCGGUGCAACCACUAUCUCCUGAGGUCCUAGCGACACUGCCGGAUAACUCGAAUCCUCCCAUCUCAAACCGCAAAGAAACCAUCAUAGGCGUCUCCAUCGCUUUCCUCACAGUCGCAUUGACAGCAGCGUUACUACGACUCUUCGUUCGAUGGCGAAGACGAAUAUGGGGUUGGGACGACGCCUUUGUCGUCUUGGCUGCUACUGGAUGUACCAUCGGAUCCAUUCUCAUCUGUCAAAUGCCUGAUGAUGGAUUGGGGAAACAUUGGUGGACCCUCACUGCGGAGCAGCGCAUGAUGUUUUUCAAACACAUCUGGGCGACCAACAUAACCUACGCAUUCAGCACUACUUGUGUAAAAAUCGCCAUCUUGGUUCAAUAUCUCAGACUCUUCGAAGCCAAGCACGUACUAGCCCGACGACUAAUUCUUGGUCUGCUCACCUUCAUCGCAUUGUGGGGAUUCACUUUCACGAUGCUGUCCGUCUUCUCCUGCAGCCCCAUUUCCAGCUUCUGGAGGAAGGAUAUGCCCGGCAAAUGCGUAGGUUGGGGUAGCAAGAACACCGACGAUUUCUUCGCCACAUUCUUGGGCCACGCCGCCAGCAAUAUGGUUCUCGACAUUCUUGUCCUCGGACUUCCUAUACCCUUCUUUAGAGACCUACGCAUGAGCGGAAAGACUAAGCUUGGACUCAUGACCCUCUUCGGCAUGGGAGGAAUCGCUGUCUCACUCGCCAUUGCUCGUGUAGCGUCCCUCUGCCACAAGAAGGGUGGCACGAUACCGAUUUUCGACAUAACCUACUCCACCCCAACCGUCUACAUUUUCUCAGUUCUCGAAAUCAACGUAGCUAUCAUGUGCGCCUCGAUCCCCAUUUUCUGGCCGCUCGUCACGUCCUUCACUUCGAGCAAGAUCCUUAUCGUCAACGAGAUCGAGGUCCGCUCGGAGCGCCGCAGCGAGCACAUCGAUCUAGUCGACAAAGCGCACGACUUUACCGUCGGCGAGAUUGAAGGCCGCACCAGCCGCGCUGAUAUCAAAGGAAACACCACUACGCAAACCACCUCGCCUUCCUCCCGCCUCGCUCGCUCCCUCUCUCGUCACCACCGCCAGUCGUACCACCAUCACCAACAGAACUCGUCUUCCUCCUCAAAAGAUAUGCCUCUCUCCCUCCGCCACGCCCACUCCCGUCAGUCCGAAGACGACUCAAAAUCUCUCGUUCACAAGUCUUCCACGCACUCCUUCGGCAAUAACAGCAAUAAAAACCCACUCGCUGGCCUCGACAACCCGGAGGACAACACCCAUGCUCGGUAUAAAGAUAAAUACAGCCAAGGCUGGGCAGUGCCAGAUUUCGACCACGUAGCGCCUCCACCGACGACGUACCGUGCGGAUGCAGGCGCCAACCACCGCGCUGGCUCGCCGGCUGUCAUGCCUGUUCCCUUCGAUCACAUUGGGGCAGCGAAGCAGUGAAAAAACGAAUCCGUCUUAUGCUUCCUCGAAAGUUUUGUUUCUUUCGCAUUCUCGUUUUCACCAUCUUAUUGGAGUAAUAUUAAAAAUACGGAGGAGUUUGCUCUUUUUGUUUUCCCCCUUGAUUUGGGUUCCUUCAUUUUCACGGAUUCCCCACCUCUCUCUCUCUCUCUCUCCUCUACGACGUCUGUUCUCGUUUGAUCCGUCAGGCUGCGCCUUACGAUUAUCGAGUCUUUCUUCUUUUUACCCCGCUGUACAUUUCCCGCUCUCAUCGCUUGCUACCGCUAUCGCUGUCGU